AUGGCAACGAGGUCUUCCAACUCCACCAUUGAGACGGAUGAUGCCGUCAAAAAAGACGCAAAUGCCGUUGACAGCCGCGUGGCGCUCGACGCGGAGAAGGGUCCUCAGCUGGCUGCCCCAGUCAACCCGUGGGAUCCAAGCGCUUUCCCCGACGGAGGAGCCGAGGCUUGGCUUGCCGUGCUGGGCUGCUUCUGUGCCCUUUUCGUGUCCUUCGGUUGGAUUGGUGCCAUUGGUGUAUUCCAAGAAUACUACCAAUUGAACCAAUUGAAGGAGUACACUCCAAGUCAGGUAUCAUGGAUUCCCUCCAUCGAAGCCUGCUUUAUGUUUCUCGGAGGCUCGUGGGUCGGGCGCAUCCAGGAUCUCUAUGGUCCUCGCUACCUCAUCCCUGUUGGGACCUUCCUGCACGUCUUUGGGCUCAUGAUGGCAUCUUUGUCCACCGAAUACUACCAAUUCGUACUGUCUCAAGCCAUCUGUAGCUCCAUCGGCGCAUCCAUGGUCUUCUACCCGAGCUUUGCCUGUCUCGCAACUUGGUUCUUCAAGAAGCGUGCAGCUGCCUUCGGACUCGCUGCUUGCGGAUCUAGCCUAGGCGGCGUUUUGUUUCCCAUAAUCGUACUCCGCCUCGUGGAUGAGAUCGGUUAUGCUUGGACCAUGAGGACCUGCGCUUUCCUGAUCCUGGGACUGCUGAGCAUCUCGUGCUUUACCAUCAAAUCACGCAUCCCGCCACACAAGACGCCAGUGAGGCUUAUGGACUUCGUCAAGCCUCUUGGAGAGCUGCCUUUCUUCCUCCUUACAUUGUCGAUGUUCCUGAUGUUCAUCGGGCUCUUCGUUCCCUUCAUCUUCAUGUCCAUCGAAGCCACAGUCAAGGGCAUGGACGCCACUCUGGCCAUCUACCUCGUCUCGGUCAUGAACGCAGUCAGCAUCCUCGGCCGCACGAUCCCCGCCGCGCUGGCCGACAAGUACGGCCGGUUCAACGUGCUGAUCAUCAUGUCGUGGCUGACGACCAUCUUCACGCUCGCCAUCUGGAUCCCCGCUGACGACAACACGACGCUCUGGAUCUUCGCCGCCUUCUUCGGCUUCUCGUCCGGCACCAUCGUCAGCAUGAGCCCGGCGCUCGUCGCGCAGAUCAGCGACGUGAGGGAGAUCGGCAUCCGCACCGGCACCAUGUACACGUUUGUCGCCAUCGCCGUGCUGAUUGGCAACCCCAUCGGUGGAUCUCUGGUCACCGACCAUCACACCAAUUACGUGCGGCUCCAGGUCUUUGCUGGAUGCCUCAUGGCCGGAGGCUCGGCAGUUCUCAUGGCGAGUAGAAUUGCCCUCUCCGGCUGGAAACUGGCUGUUAAGGUGUGA
Lasiodiplodia theobromae is the source of this 1347-nucleotide messenger RNA. RefSeq names its product Monocarboxylate permease protein. The record is from RefSeq and is a predicted model, not a curated record. Bases 1 to 1347 code for a protein of 448 amino acids. Gene Ontology annotation, molecular function: transmembrane transporter activity. Lineage: Eukaryota; Fungi; Ascomycota; Dothideomycetes; Botryosphaeriales; Botryosphaeriaceae. Gene Ontology annotation, cellular component: fungal-type vacuole membrane. The transcript is spliced from 5 exons. Gene Ontology annotation, biological process: transmembrane transport.